AUGGGGGAUGACAUCGACUGGCUGGACCUGCCGGGCAGGUGGACCUACGGCGUCUGCGGGGACGGGCGCAUCUUCUUCAUCAACGACGAGACCAAGUCCACGAGUUGGGUGCACCCCGGCACAGGCUACUCCAUCCAGAGCGGGCACUUCUCCUGCGCCGGGCUGCCCCGAGGCUGGGAGGUGGACACGACGCUGCACGGGGGCUUCUACUUCAUCAACCCCACCAGGUUUUACCCUGUGUCUCGCCGGGUGCCCGACUACUAUUCCCCCUACUCGCCCCAGUACCCCGAGGACUACCAGUACUACCCACCCGGGGUGCGCCCCGACAGCAUCUGCUCCAUGCCCGCCUACGAGCGGGUGAGCCCGCCCUGGGCGCUGGAGGACAAGCGGCAUUCCUUCCGCAACGGGGGCACCUACCAGCUCCGUGACUGGAAAGAGCACCCCGGGUUUGGCCGGCAAGACGUCCCGCUUUGGCUACCCGGUCCUGGGAGGCAACCGACCUACUUGGAUGAGGUGGAUGCAGCCUCGGGCUCUCUGCGACGAAUGUCGCUGCAGCCCCGUUCCCGCUCCGUGCCCCGCUCGCCCAGCCAGGGCUCCUACACCCGGGCGCGGGUCUACUCCCCGGUGCGCUCGCCCAGCGCCCGCUUCGAGCGGUUGCCGCCCCGGGGGGAUGAGAUUUACGCCGACCCCGCCACCUUCAUGAUGAGGCGAUCCAUCAGUUCUCCAAAGGUAAAUGCUCCGGCGGUGCCUGGGGUGCACAGGGUUGGAGGGGGCAGGGGUGUCAGGGGGUGUCUGGGGUGUCAGGGCAGGGAUGCUGCGGCGUAGCUUGUCCCCUUGGCAUGUACAGCCUGGCCUCAAAAUGCCACCAAGUCCAUGGUGUGCAGCAGCCGGUGGCUUUAGGUCCCCCUUUGCCAUCCUGCAAAGCUGCCCAGGUCGUGGUU
This is a messenger RNA of Athene cunicularia (burrowing owl), 941 nucleotides long. RefSeq names its product pleckstrin homology domain-containing family A member 6-like. The transcript has 4 exons. Gene Ontology annotation, molecular function: protein binding. The record is from RefSeq and is a predicted model, not a curated record. Lineage: Eukaryota; Metazoa; Chordata; Aves; Strigiformes; Strigidae. Bases 1 to 825 code for a protein of 274 amino acids.